Erythranthe guttata (spotted monkey flower) is the source of this 2254-nucleotide messenger RNA. RefSeq names its product calcium-dependent protein kinase 20. Gene Ontology annotation, molecular function: calcium ion binding; protein kinase activity; ATP binding. Gene Ontology annotation, biological process: protein phosphorylation. NCBI's taxonomy places the organism in Eukaryota, Viridiplantae, Streptophyta, Magnoliopsida, Lamiales, Phrymaceae. The record is from RefSeq and is a predicted model, not a curated record.
CUUCUCUUGUUCAUUUCCCAUUUUUGUUUGUUUUUCGGCAGCAAAGUUGCAUUCAUUUCUGGCACAGUAUCUCCAUAAUUGCGAUCCUUCCCAAAUUCAUAUUCCUGUAAUUAGGAUAACCCAAUCAAUAAAUGUUUAAUCCCUCAAAAAGGUUGAAUCUUUUUGGGGUUUCUAGGUCUGAAUACAUUCACAGGAUCAUACUUAUUUAAUUCACGCGCGCAUGCAUUUUCUAGGGUUCCCUGUGUAUUGUUCUGGCGAUUGGCGGAUUAAAUUAAUUGGUGCACGCACAUUUAAAUGGUGAAAUUGAAGAGGGCUUUAGGGAUUUUGAUAAGAUCACACAGCGUUUGAUGGGGAAUAACUGCGUCGGCCCUAAUUUGGGGAACAAAGGUUUCUUACAGUCCGUCACCGCCGCUGUCUGGAAAACCCGCCAACCCCAGACCCUACCCGCCCCAAAUCAAGACCAAGAUUCCACCAAAAACAAAGAUACCUCGGACCCGAAUUCCGACACUACUAACAAUGUCUCUGCUUCUGAUGGUGGUGGGGCCAAUGUGCAGAGCACAGCCCCUGCACAAAUCAAGAUUCCCAAUGACGAGUCCAAACCGAACAAAUCCGAAACAAAACCGACAGACGACCCCAAACCGAACAAGCCCAACCACAUCAAGAGAGUGUCGAGCGUAGGGUUACAAGUCGAAUCCGUUCUGCAGAGGAAAACAGAGAAUCUGAAAGACAAGUACAGUUUAGGGAAGAAGUUAGGACAAGGGCAAUUCGGUACAACCUUUCUCUGCAUGGAGAAGGCAACCAACAAAGACUUCGCGUGCAAAACGAUCGGUAAGAGAAAGCUGACUACAGAGGAAGAUGUUGAGGAUGUUAGGAGAGAGAUUCAGAUAAUGCACCACCUUGCGGGCCACCCCAAUGUUAUAUCCAUUGUCGGUGCUUACGAAGAUGCUGUGGCGGUACACGUUGUGAUGGAGCUUUGUGUGGGCGGUGAGCUUUUCGAUAGGAUUAUACAGAGAGGGCACUAUACCGAGAGAAAGGCUGCUGAGCUGGCGAGGCUGAUUGUAGGUGUUGUAGAGGCGUGUCACUCUUUGGGUGUUAUGCAUAGAGAUUUGAAACCCGAGAACUUUCUUUUUGUUAAUGAGGAAGAGGAGUCUCCUCUUAAGACCAUCGAUUUCGGCCUCUCUGUUUUCUUCAAACCAGGCGAGACGUUUUGUGAUGUUGUGGGGAGCCCUUAUUACGUGGCGCCGGAGGUAUUGAGAAAGCAUUACGGACCGGAAUGCGAUGUGUGGAGUGCGGGGGUUAUUAUUUAUAUUUUGCUUAGUGGGGUCCCUCCAUUUUGGGAUGAGACGGAACAGGGGAUAUUCGAGCAGGUUUUGAAAGGGGAGCUCGAUUUUGUAUCGGAACCAUGGCCUAGUAUAUCCGAAAGUGCUAAGGAUCUUGUCAGAAAAAUGCUCGUUCGAGAUCCCAAAAAACGGCUCACAGCUCAUCAAGUUCUUUGCCAUCCAUGGGUACAAGUUGGCGGUGUAGCGCCAGAUAAGCCACUUGAUUCGGCUGUGCUAACUCGUUUGACGCAAUUUUCUGCUAUGAACAGACUUAAGAAGAUAGCCAUCAGAGUGAUCGCCGAGAAUCUUUCGGAGGAAGAAAUUGCGGGAUUAAAGGAAAUGUUUAAAAUGAUAGAUGUGGACGAUAGUGGACACAUCACACUCGAAGAACUCAAAAGCGGUUUAGAAAGAGUUGGUGCCGAUCUCAAACAUUCCGAAAUAGUUGGUCUUAUGCAAGCUGCUGACGUGGACAAUAGCGGGACCAUAGAUUACGGAGAAUUUCUAGCGGCGAUGCUUCAUUUAAAUAAAGUUCACAGAGAGGAUCAUAUGUAUGCGGCGUUUUCGUAUUUCGAUAAAGAUGGAAGUGGUUACAUUACAAAGGAUGAACUUCAACAGGCUUGUGAACAGUUCGGAUUAGAAGACGUUCAUCUUGAAGAGAUUAUUCGAGAAGUUGAUCAGGAUAAUGAUGGGCGGAUUGAUUACAGCGAAUUUGUGGCAAUGAUGGAAGACACUGGUUUUGGUAGGAAAGGUUUGAGAACAGUGUAGAUCAAUUUUGGGGUUCGAAUUCAACGGUGCUGAUUUUAACUCCGUUAAAUCCUUUUCAAGAAUCGGGUUCGCACUUGUUUACGUCCCUCUUAGUUUGUCCAUUUUGUAUCUUUUGUUCAUCGAUAGGUUGUUUCUUUUUCUUUUCUGGAAAAUUAUUAUAUAUUAAUUCG